Daucus carota subsp. sativus is the source of this 1054-nucleotide messenger RNA. Its product is annotated as clathrin light chain 1. The record is from RefSeq and is a predicted model, not a curated record. Gene Ontology annotation, cellular component: plasma membrane; clathrin coat of trans-Golgi network vesicle; clathrin coat of coated pit. The coding region runs from base 111 to 866 and encodes 251 amino acids. Gene Ontology annotation, molecular function: clathrin heavy chain binding; structural molecule activity. NCBI's taxonomy places the organism in Eukaryota, Viridiplantae, Streptophyta, Magnoliopsida, Apiales, Apiaceae. Gene Ontology annotation, biological process: clathrin-dependent endocytosis; intracellular protein transport. The transcript has 3 exons.
GCUUGAAAGAGAUGCCUGUCUAAAAUAGAAAAAGACUGUGUCUGUAUUGCUUCUGAUCUGAGAAAGAAAAUACAUGCAUGCAAACAUAUAGGUAGAUCAACAGUUUCAUAAUGGAGGGAUUUGAUGACACAGUAGAUGUCAGCAAUGAAGAAGGUGAGCAUGCCGCGAGUCCCAUUAAAGAAGAUCAACACGAGUUAAAUGGUAAUGACUCCAUUCAGUCACCACCCGUGGGAUCUAAUGACAAUGCGGUUACAGAGGGGAUCUUCUCUUCUUCUAAUGAUGGUCCCCUGCUACCCGAACCGAUUCAUAUGCAGGAGGAAAGCUCUGCCUUUCGUGAGUGGCGUCGGCAAAAUGCAAUCUAUCUAGAGGAAAAGGAGAAGAAGGAAAAGGAAAUGCGGAACGAGAUCAUCAAAGAGGCUGAGGAGUAUAAAAAAGCUUUUACUGAGAAGAGGAGGCUUAAUUGUGAAACUAACAAGACUCAUAACAGAGAAAGAGAGAAGAUAAGCCUGGCCAAUCAAGAGAAGUUCCAUAAAGAAGCUGACCAACAGUAUUGGAAAGCAAUAGCAGAGAUCAUCCCUCGAGAGGUUGCUAGUGUUAAGAGACGGGGGAAGAAGGAAGAGGAAAAGAAGACCUCAGUAGCCGUCAUUCAAGGACCAAAACCUGGGAAACCGACUGAUCUUUCUAGAAUGAGACAGUUGAUUGUGAAGCUGAAGCAAAAUCCUCCAGCUCAUAUGCUCCCACCCGCGAAAGAUGAAAAGGACACAAAGGAUGGAAAAGAUGCGAAAAAUUCCAAGGAUGGGAAAGACGCUUCCUCAGAGCCUGCAAAGGAUGAAUCUAAACCUGCUGCUGCUGCAGAGGCAACAUAACUAGAAAUUACUGAACAGAGUGAGUCCGAGAUGCCUGUUCAUUAAAUUUUUUGUCCAGUUUUAGGUUGAACUCAUCUAUAUGUUGCUUCUUGACUUCUCUAUAGCUGAGAGUUGAUCAUUCAUAAAGAAAUUCUUAUACCAAGUUCACCAAUUUAUAUGGAGAAUAACUGUGAUUGUUUACUGAAGCU